CGGAGCACUGAAAAUUGUUUUUCAGUUUCCUCAGUGAAAUUUCAACCGCGCGGCAUUACGCAAACACAGAUUAGUUGAAGAUAUAAAGGAGAUUUAUUGAAGAUCUUCUGAUUGGUGGAGGAGAUUGCUUUCGAUGGCUUCAAGUUCGCUGACAUCCUGCGCCUUAUGUCAGGCCAAGGCAUCGCAAUUGUGCGCCGCUUGCCGGAAUGUAGUCUAUUGCAGUCGGGAGCACCAGAAGGAACAUUGGAAGAAAGGUCACAAAUCGGAAUGCAAGUGCUUCGAAAUAGCCACCAAUGAAGUUUUGGGCAGGCAUCUAAAGGCCACCAGGGAUAUUAAAAUAGGGGAGCAGAUCUUGAAAGAGGCGCCUUUGGUUCUGGGACCCAAAGUCGCCUCAGCUGCACUUUGCCUGGGCUGCCACAGGAAUCUAUUGGCACCCGAAAAGCCAAAAGGAAACUACUAUAAAUGCAGCUCCUGCAGUUGGCCAUUAUGUGGAAAGGAGUGCGAGGACUCACCCCACCACAAAGCCGAGUGCCAGCUAAUGUCGAGUAGCAAUUUCCAAUCCAAAAUAAACUAUACACCUGGAGAAGAGGAGCGCAAGGAGUCGGCUUAUUGUGUGAUUAUGUUGCUUCGUUGCAUGCAACUCAAAACCAAGGAUCCGGAGGCUUUCCUUAAACUUUACACUUUGGAAGAUCACCUUAAGGAGCGUUUGGAAACUCCCUUGUAUCAAGUUCUACGUGCCAAUCUCAUUACCUUUAUUAAAACUGUAUUAGGUUUAAGGGAGUGGCUGGAGUUGGACAUCCUGCGCAUUGCUGCCAUUCUAGACACAAACACCUUUGAAGUAAGGCAACCCAGAGAGAGGAGAAAAAUUCGAGCCCUCUAUCCUGGAGCGGCUAUGAUCUCGCACGACUGUGUUCCGAAUAUGAGGCAUCGUUUUGAUGACGAUAUGAACAUUGUGUUCUUGGCCAAGAGGAAGAUAGCCAAGGGAGAGAUCCUGAGUAUUUCCUACACUCAGCCUCUGAGAAGCACAAUCCAGCGCAGGGUGCACUUAAGACAGGCCAAGUGCUUCGACUGCUCCUGCGCUAGGUGCCAGGAUCCUGAGGAGCUGGGCACCUUUGCUGGGGCACAAACCUGUCUAAAAUGCAAAGCAGGAAAGGUAAUCUCCCUGAAUCCCCUGCAAAAUUCAGCGAUUUGGAAAUGUCAGCUCUGCAAUUUGAAAAGGUCAGCUAAAGAAGUGGUAACUUCAGAUGCAGAGCUUCAACAGGAAUUGGAGUCGUUGGACAAGACAACACCCGUAGCUCUAGAGGACUUUAUAUAUCGCCAUCGUGUUGAUCUUCAUGAUACCAACACCCAUAUUCUGCAAGCUAAAUACGCUCUCACCCAGCUAUAUGGAAGUGCUCCUGGAUUCGCAAUGGAGGAACUCUCUGAGGAAAAGCUGAACAGAAAAGUGCAACUUUGUGAGGAACUCCUUCAACUAGCCGAUAUUUUUGAUGGUGGCUGGAGUAUUUUUCGGGGAAACCUUCUUAUAGAUAUGGAAGAAGCAUUAGUCGCACAAGCCCUACGCUCAGAAGACGCAGAGGAGUGCGAGGAGAAGCUGAGAAACGCAGCGGAAAUGCUAAGGGAAAUCCGAAACAUAAUGAAGCACGAACCGGAAAUGCAGCAAUUGCUAUUGGAACGUCAAGUUAUCUUGAAUUCCGCCCUUGAGCGAUUUGAAAAAGUUGAGAAUUAAGAAUAUAUAACUCUUUGACAAAUA
Messenger RNA from Drosophila eugracilis, 1750 nucleotides. RefSeq names its product SET domain-containing protein SmydA-8 (gene SmydA-2). The record is from RefSeq and is a predicted model, not a curated record. The transcript is spliced from 3 exons. Bases 134 to 1726 code for a protein of 530 amino acids. Lineage: Eukaryota; Metazoa; Arthropoda; Insecta; Diptera; Drosophilidae. Gene Ontology annotation, molecular function: protein binding.